Messenger RNA from Gossypium raimondii (Peruvian cotton), 759 nucleotides. RefSeq lists its product as uncharacterized. The coding region runs from base 1 to 759 and encodes 252 amino acids. The transcript has 3 exons. Lineage: Eukaryota; Viridiplantae; Streptophyta; Magnoliopsida; Malvales; Malvaceae. The record is from RefSeq and is a predicted model, not a curated record.
AUGGAUGAUAUUCGUGGUGUUGAGAAAAUCCUCUGUUCUUUGGAUUCCAGAUUUGACUACAUUGUGGUAGCCAUUGAAGAAUCAAAGGACUUGAGUACCAUGACUAUUGAUGAACUCACAGGUUCGUUGCAAGCCCAUGAAGAAAGAUUAAACAACAAGAAGAAGGAAGUAGAUCUAGAUCAAGCACUCCAGUCAAAGUUGUCUCUAAAUGAGAAGAAGGGAGAUUUUAAAAAUCAAAGAGGGAGAGAUCGCGGUCGUGGAAGAGGAAGAAAUUUUAGAGGAAGAGGCUCAAAUGCUCGUGAAAGAGGUGAAGAUGCAAGCACGGAGAAUGGAUGGAACGAAGCCAACCAAAACAGUGGUGCUAGCAAGCAUAUUACAGGUAGCAAAAAUUUAUUUUUGAAGUUCUUUGAAUCUGAUUGUGGAGAAGUAAAAGUAGGAGAUGGCAAGGCUUACAAAGUUAGUGGUGUUGGUGAGUUGGAGUUCAAAACAAAGCAAGGAAGGGUUGUUGCUAGAGUUGGAGUGGCAUCAAAUAAUCUUUUCUCUUUCACCCUUCAAAAUCAGAAUAUGUCUUGCUUUAUUGGUGCUCAUAAAGAAGUUUCAAAGUUAUGGCAUGAUAGAUAUGGACAUUUGAACUAUGGAAAUUUGGAGAUGCUUUCAAGGAAGAUGAUGGUCAGAGGUUUACCAAAAAUCAAUCGGCUUGAUGAUAUUUGUGAAGCAUGUCAACUUGGAAAGCAACACAAAAUUGGUUUUCCUUCUUAA